Molecule: messenger RNA, 3230 nt
Organism: Condylostylus longicornis
Lineage: Eukaryota; Metazoa; Arthropoda; Insecta; Diptera; Dolichopodidae
Product: lysosomal alpha-mannosidase-like
Exons: 9
Coding region: 118-3117 (999 amino acids)
Biological process (GO): mannose metabolic process
Cellular component (GO): lysosome
Molecular function (GO): carbohydrate binding; alpha-mannosidase activity
Source: RefSeq, a predicted model, not a curated record
CGAUAGAAAAACAACAGAAGAAUUAUUGCUGGUUCAAAAUCGGCGAAAAAAUUUUAUCAUAUUUUAUUAGGUCUUUUUUUUUUGUUUUUUAACUUGUUUUAAAAUUUUUAUGUGGAUAUGAAACUUACAAUAAAUUUUGUAAUAGUUUGUAUUCUAUACUUGCAACUUUUGGAAGCAAGACCGUCUAAAGAAACUUUUAAUGGAAAAUGUGGAUAUUCGGGUUGCCCCGUAACGCCAACUGACACAAUUAAUAUACAUUUGGUACCACAUACGCAUGAUGAUGUAGGUUGGCUAAAAACCGUUGAUCAAUAUUACUAUGGACAAUAUCCGUUAAUACAAAAAGCGGGUGUAGAAUUUAUUUUAGACUCUGUUAUAGCGGAAUUAUUAAAAGAUAAAUCUAGAAGGUUUAUUUAUGUUGAAUCUGCAUUCUUUUUUAAAUGGUGGAACCAACAAGAAAAGAAAUUACAAGACAAAGUAAAACAAUUAGUGGAAGAAGGUCAACUUGAAUUCAUUGGUGGGGCAUGGAGUAUGAAUGAUGAGGCAACUACUCACUAUCAAAGUUUAAUAGAUCAAUUUUCAUAUGGAUUAAAAAAAUUGAAUGACACAUUUGGACUAUGUGGAAGACCCAGAGUCGGUUGGCAAAUUGAUCCAUUCGGGCAUUCAAAAGAAAUGGCUUCAAUUUUCGCUGGCAUGAAAUUCGAUGGAAUGUUUUUUGCUCGUCUUGAUUGGCGUGAUAAAAUUAAUAGAUUUAGUAAUAUGAAAGCUGAAAUGGUUUGGCGUGCUAGUGAAAGUUUGGGUCGAAACGCUGAUUUGUUUACGGGAAUUUUACGAAAUCAUUAUUCCGCCCCUCCUGGAUUUUGUUUUGAUUAUUUAUGUCAAGAUGAACCAAUUAUUGAUGGUGAUGGAUAUGAAAAUAACGUGAAAGAUAGAUUAGAUGUUUUUUAUGAUUAUGUUAAAAAUAUGACAAAAUAUCAUAAAACCAAAAAUAUUAUGUUACCAAUGGGUGACGAUUUCAAUUAUCAAGAUGCUAGUAUGUAUUAUAAAAAUAUGGAUAAGCUAAUUAAGUAUUCAGAAAAUCGUAAAGUAGGUGACAAAGAUGUCAACAUAUUUUAUUCAACACCAUCUUGCUACUUAAAAUCACUUAAUGAUGCAAAUGAACUGUGGCCGGUUGAAAAUGAUGACUUUUUCCCAUACGCAACAGAUAACUACACGUACUGGGCUGGAUAUUAUUCAUCUCGACCAACUUUAAAGCGUUAUGAACGUAUUGGUAAUAACGUAUUACAAGUUUGUAAAAAAAUAUUAGCUGCAAAUCUCGAGGAUUCGACUCAAAACUUAAAUUUCUUACGUGAAGUAAUGGGAAUAAUGCAACAUCAUGAUGCCAUAACAGGAACUGAAAAGCAACACGUUGCGGAUGAUUAUGCUCAUUUAUUACACGAUGCAAUUUCUGCUUGCGAUAAUGAUAUAUCUAAUAUGUUAACAAAAGUUUUGAAACCUGAUCCAAUAAUUCAUGGUGAUCUUGAAUUUAAGCCUUGCCACAAGUUGAAUGAAAGUACUUGUGAAAUAACUGAAAACUCGGAAAACUUUAUGGUUACUUUAUUUAAUCCUUUAAGCCGCGAAACUUCUAGCUACAUUCGAAUUCCCAUUAGAGAUAAUUUUUACGAAAUUCUUGAUUCAGAAGGAAAUCCAGUAAAAAGCUACAGAAUAAGAAUUCCUGAACCAGUAAAAUCCAUUACUGGAAGAAACAGUUCUGCGCUCUACGAUAUGGUGUUUAAAGCAAAUUUAAAAGAUAUUACUUCGUAUUAUGUGAAAAAAAAAGAUAAAAAUGACUUUGAAAAUGAAAUACUACUAUCGAAAAAUGUUGAAAAAAAUAAUUCACGUGACUUCGAUAUUGAUAACAAGAAAAUCAAAUUAUCAUUUAAAAAUGGUUUUUUGAAUAGCAUUGAAAUCUUAGAAGAACGUAAAACAAUUGAAUUUCGACAAGAAUUCUCAUAUUUUGAAGCGGCGGCGGGUAAUAACGCUCCGCCAUUUGUAAACCGGUCGUCAGGUGCAUAUAUUUAUAGACCAAAAACUAAAAAAAUAAUUGCGACUGAAGUCGAAGUGGAAAGAUUUAAGUUUGACGAAAAUGUUGAAGUUACCCAAAUAUUUAAUGACUGGAUAAGUCAAGUCAUAAGAUUAUAUGAAAAUGAAUCUAUUAUUGAAUUUGAAUGGCUUAUUGGACCUAUUCCAGUAAAUGAUAAAAUUGGUAAAGAAGUUGUUAGUCAUUUUAAAACAAAUAUUGACUCUGGUAACAUAUUUUAUACUGAUUCAAACGGCCGAGAAAUGAUAAAACGAAAAUAUACUGUUGAUGAAUUAGAAAAAGAGCCAAUAGCAUCAAACUUUUAUCCAAUAACAACAAAAUUGGCUAUUGAAGAUACCAAAAGCAGAAUGGCCAUUUUAACAGAUCGAGCGCAAGGAGCUGCCUGUUUAAAAUCUGGUGAAUGUGAAAUUCUUGUCCAUCGCAGGCUUUUACAUGAUGAUGCAUUCGGUGUCGGGGAAGCCUUAAAUGAAACUACAACAGCACGAGGCAAAUUUCAUGUCUUUUUUGGUCAAAGUGACGAAGCGACAAUAGCCAAAGAACGACAAAUCCAAGCAAAACAACUUUUAGAACCGUAUUCAGUAUUUAGCAGUCUGAAAAAUAUAAAAUUCGAGGAUUGGCAGAAGCUAAAGCAUGAAGAUGCUUCAAAAAUCAUUAAUGUUUCUACAAUACUUCCAGAGUCAAUUAUUUUGUUAACAUUUGAACCAUUCGGCACAAAUAAAACCUUAUUACGAUUAGAAAACAUUUACGAGAAGGAAGCUGGUGGUACUGAAAUCACAGUUAAUUUAAAAGAAAUUGCAGACCAUUUUAAAGCAAAAUCAUUUGAGGAAGCAACACUUGACGGCAACCAAUGGCUCAGAGUUGCGAAACGUCUCAUAUGGAAUACCGAAAAAGAAUAUAAUGAAAUAUUUAAUGAUAAAAUUAAUGAAGAAGACAUGAGUUCUCCCUUCGAUGUUGAUGUAGCAAAUGUAAAAGAUGAUGAAGAAUUCGAAAUAACUUUAAAACCUAUGCAAAUAAGAACUGUAAUCAUGACUAGAAGCUAAAUGCGUACACAUGUACACAGCAUACAUUCAUAUAGAAAUAAUGUACGUGAAUAAAAUUUUUUAAGAUUUUUUAAAAUGAAUUAAUGAAAUAAAGAAAAAAAAUUACAAAAACU